CCCCCCAAGUCAUCAACUACCCUACCAGCAAUGGCCGCCAAGUACCAGAUCGUGCUCAUCCGCCACGGCGAGAGCCAGUGGAACGUGGACAACAAGUUCACGGGCUGGCACGACGUGCAGCUGUCCGAGAAGGGCGAGCACGAGUCGCACGAUGCCGGCAAGGUGCUCAAGGCCGCGGGCUUCAAGUUCGACCUGGCCUACACGUCGGUGCUCAAGCGCGCCAUCAAGACGCUGUGGAACAUCCUCGAGGAGACGGACCUCAUGUGGAUCCCCGUGGUGCGCUCCUGGCGCCUCAACGAGCGCCACUACGGCGCGCUCACGGGCCUCAACAAGCAGGAGACCGUGGACAAGCACGGCAUCGAGAAGGUCAUGAUCUGGCGCCGCAGCUACGCCACGCCUCCCCCUGACCUCGAUGCCAGCAGCGAGUACUACCCGGGCAACGACCCCAAGUACGCCGACGUGCCCAAGGAGCUGCUGCCCUUCGCCGAGUCGCUGGCCACCACGGGCGAGCGCGUGCUGCCCUACUGGGAGCAGACCAUCAUCCCGUCCAUCAAGGAGGGCAAGAAGAUCGUGAUCGCCGCCCACGGCAACUCGCUGCGCGCGCUGGUCAAGCACCUGGACAACAUCCCGGAGGACUCGAUCACGGGCCUCAACAUCCCCACGGGCGUGCCCCUCGUGUACGACCUGGACGAGAACUUCAAGCCCGUGCCGCACAAGGACGCCAUCGCCCCCCUGUCGGGCUACUACGUCGGCGACCAGGAGGAGAUCAAGGCCCGCAUCGCCGGCGUCGCCAACCAGACCAAGGCCAAGUAA
Phytophthora sojae is the source of this 813-nucleotide messenger RNA. RefSeq lists its product as hypothetical. The transcript has a single exon. Gene Ontology annotation, biological process: glycolytic process. The record is from RefSeq and is a predicted model, not a curated record. NCBI's taxonomy places the organism in Eukaryota, Oomycota, Peronosporomycetes, Peronosporales, Peronosporaceae. Bases 31 to 813 code for a protein of 260 amino acids. Gene Ontology annotation, molecular function: intramolecular phosphotransferase activity.